Messenger RNA from Octodon degus (degu), 4246 nucleotides. It is a transcript of the gene Cert1, whose product is annotated as collagen type IV alpha 3 binding protein. Gene Ontology annotation, cellular component: Golgi apparatus. Gene Ontology annotation, molecular function: phosphatidylinositol-4-phosphate binding. The record is from RefSeq and is a predicted model, not a curated record. Gene Ontology annotation, biological process: ER to Golgi ceramide transport. The coding region runs from base 412 to 2286 and encodes 624 amino acids. Lineage: Eukaryota; Metazoa; Chordata; Mammalia; Rodentia; Octodontidae. The transcript has 18 exons.
GGUAAAUAGUGGGCCAGGCUGGAAGAUGGCGGCGGUAGCGGAGGUGUGAGUGGACCCAGGUUCCCGCAGUUGAAUUUUCUCUUCCCUUUUCCCUGUCUUUUUCCUUCCCGACUUGAGGUUGGCACCGAGGGGGCCGAGUUCGGGUGGCGGCGCGGGCGCAGCGCAGGGUUCACGGCGACGGCGGCUGACGGCUGGAAGGGCAGGCUUCCUUCGCCGCUCGUCCUCCUUCCCCGGUCCGCUCGGUGUCAGGCGCGGCGGCGGCGGCGGCCCUCGCCCCUCCUCCCGCUCGCUGCCGCCCCGGAGCGGGCGCUCUGGGCUUCGCCAUCCCCCGACCCUUCACCCCCGGGACCGGGCGCCCCCGGCGCAGCUCGCGGAGCGGGGGCCGGGCUCCUGCUCGCCUGUCGCGCCUCCAUGUCGGAUAACCAGAGCUGGAACUCGUCGGGCUCCGAGGAGGACCCAGAGACGGAGUCAGGGCCGCCUGUGGAGCGCUGCGGGAUCCUGAGCAAGUGGACAAACUACAUUCACGGUUGGCAGGAUCGUUGGGUAGUUCUGAAAAAUAAUACUCUGAGCUACUACAAAUCUGAAGACGAGACGGAGUACGGCUGCAGGGGAUCCAUCUGUCUCAGCAAGGCUGUGAUCACGCCUCAUGAUUUUGAUGAAUGUCGAUUUGAUAUUAGUGUAAAUGAUAGUGUUUGGUAUCUUCGUGCUCAGGAUCCAGAUCAUAGACAACAAUGGAUAGAUGCCAUUGAACAACACAAGACUGAAUCAGGAUAUGGAUCAGAAUCCAGCUUGCGUCGGCAUGGCUCAAUGGUAUCACUGGUGUCUGGAGCAAGUGGCUAUUCUGCAACAUCCACCUCCUCAUUCAAGAAAGGCCACAGUUUACGUGAGAAAUUGGCUGAAAUGGAAACCUUUAGAGACAUCCUAUGUAGACAAGUCGAUACUCUCCAGAAGUACUUUGAUGUCUGUGCUGAUGCUGUCUCCAAGGAUGAACUUCAAAGGGAUAAAGUGGUAGAAGAUGAUGAAGAUGACUUUCCUACAACACGUUCUGAUGGUGACUUCUUACACAAUACCAAUGGCAAUAAAGAAAAGUUAUUUCCACAUGUAACACUGAAAGGAAUCAAUGGCAUAGAUUUUAAAGGGGAAGCAAUAACCUUCAAGGCAACUACUGCUGGAAUCCUUGCUACACUUUCUCAUUGUAUUGAAUUAAUGGUAAAACGUGAGGACAGCUGGCAAAAGAGACUGGAUAAGGAAAUUGAGAAGAGACGAAGAACAGAGGAGGCUUAUAAAAAUGCAAUGACAGAACUUAAGAAAAAGUCCCACUUUGGAGGACCAGAUUAUGAAGAAGGCCCAAACAGUCUGAUUAAUGAAGAAGAGUUCUUUGAUGCUGUUGAAGCUGCUCUUGACAGACAAGAUAAAAUAGAAGAACAGUCACAGAGUGAAAAGGUCAGGUUACAUUGGCCUACAUCGUUACCAUCUGGAGAUGCCUUUUCUUCUGUGGGGACUCAUAGAUUCGUCCAGAAGCCCUAUAGUCGCUCUUCCUCCAUGUCUUCCAUUGAUCUAGUCAGUGCCUCUGACGAUGUUCACAGAUUCAGCUCCCAGGUUGAAGAGGUGGUACAAAACCAUAUGACUUACUCAUUGCAGGAUGUAGGUGGAGAUGCCAAUUGGCAGUUGGUUGUAGAAGAAGGAGAAAUGAAGGUAUACAGAAGAGAAGUAGAAGAAAAUGGGAUUGUUCUGGAUCCUUUGAAAGCUACUCAUUCAGUUAAAGGUGUUACAGGACAUGAAGUCUGCAAUUAUUUUUGGAAUGUUGAUGUUCGAAAUGACUGGGAAACAACUGUAGAAAACUUUCAUGUGGUGGAAACAUUAGCUGAUAAUGCAAUCAUCGUUUAUCAGACGCACAAGAGGGUAUGGCCUGCUUCUCAACGAGAUGUACUUUAUCUUUCUGCUAUUCGAAAGAUACCAGCCUUGACUGAAAAUGACCCUGAAACUUGGAUAGUUUGCAAUUUUUCUGUGGAUCAUGACAGUGCUCCUCUAAACAACCGAUGUGUUCGUGCCAAAAUAAAUGUUGCUAUCAUUUGUCAGACGUUGGUAAGCCCACCAGAGGGAAACCAGGAGAUAAGCAGGGAAAACAUUCUAUGCAAGAUUACCUAUGUAGCUAAUGUAAAUCCUGGAGGAUGGGCACCAGCCUCAGUGUUAAGGGCAGUGGCAAAGCGAGAGUACCCCAAAUUUCUAAAACGCUUCACUUUUUAUGUGCAAGAAAAAACAGCAGGAAAACCUAUUUUGUUCUAGUAUUAACAGUGACUGAAGCAAGGCUGUGUGACAUUCCAUGUUGGAGAAAAAAGAAAAAGUUAAAUGCCCUAAGCUGGAACAUAGGAUCUACAGCCUUGUGACUCGACACCCUGGGCUUGUGUACAAAAAUGAAGAGCUACUGCAGUAGUAAAGCUGAGCACCUAACACUAGCUGUCUCCCAGUAGAUCUCCCGCUCAGCAUGUGCUGUAGAUACAUGUACCACUACAUGUGUGUGGCUAUGUUUUUAUUUGCUUGCUCCUAGAAGAGGAAAAAAAUCAACACUCACUCUCAGCUAGGAAUUGAUGCUUUAAUUUUGGGGAACUUUUUCAAAAUUUUUAAUUUACUGUGAUUCAUUCUAAGACCCUCCAUGCUAUCAGGUUUUGUGCACAAAAGCAAAGCACAAAAGGUGGGAUGCACAUUUUCUGUGUGCCAGUGUCCAGAUGGGGCUUUCUUCAGGUCUACGGGCAGCCUGUGUCCAGAAUUUUUUUACUUUUUUGCUUUGUAUAAUCAUAGAAUUUAUUGCUGCUGAUUUCUAUAACAAUUCAUGUUGUGUAAGUGUCUUAAUGACUGAGGGCUGUCAGUAACCUGUGCUUUUACCUUUUCUGUCAUCUUACUCCUAUGAAGAACCUUGGUUCUGAUGGAGAAAGAGUGAAAAGCUUUACCUCCCCGGAUAUCUUUAUAUUUCCAUUGUAUUUUUUAGUUGUAUAUUGUGUUCUACAGACUUCUUGUUGUUGUCAUAAACACAGUUGAUAAUUCUUAAAUUGGCUCUGCCUGCCUCUAGACAGAAACAUCUAUACAGAUUCUGUGGGUAUUGAAUGCUUUCUGGUAAUAUGGUCACAAUAAAAUGAGCUUAUGUUUUUCUGAAAUUGAUAACAAAAUACACAGUAUACUUGUUCAGGUAAAUAGGCCUGUUUGAAUUCGACAUUUGAUUCAAUGUAUGUAUCUAGUAUUCUGUAACACAUAUUUGCUUACCCUAGUUUGGGUCCAUUUAAAAGAUACAUUGCAAGGUAUACACAGAAAAUCUGAGCAGUUGCUCCUAUUUGCCUCUUGAUCACAGAUUUCAACAGCCCAGAAAAGGACUCCACUUAUUCCAGCUUUCCUUAGUCGCUGUAAGAACUCAACAUGUAAAAUGUCUUUUUUAGUUUUAGUCCUCUGAAAAACUUUGAAGCAUGGAGUUGAGGCAAGGAAUGGUACUCACUGAAGUCAAAAUGACUGCCCACUUCAAAUCUUCAUUGUGUGUACACACCAGUGUAUUUAUAUAAGACAGAGGCAUUUUGUAGAUGCUUUGCUGACUAAUUCAUCUCUUUGGAAACACAGAAAUCAGACCCAUUUUGUAAACAGAAAAUCAUGUCACAUAAAACAUGUCCUAUAUAUGUUCCAUUUGGCUACAUGGCAAUGGAGUCUUAAAGAUGAAUGCAAGGUGAUAAUUUAAUGAUGGGAUUAGCCUGAUCACUUAGUAAUGCAGAAUCCUGGAAGUGAAUUACUUGCAUCAGAUGUAGUGAUAUUUAUUAUUCUGUACAGAGAGAAAAUAUGUAGAAAGCAUACACUUACUUUACAUGCACGUGGAUUUCAUGCUCCAUAAAUCUUUUCUAUUUUUUAAUUUACCUUUCUCUAAAUGAUGUGCAUGGAAUAUGCCUUAUUACAGAGAAAUGCUAUUCAUAAUCUGACUAUGUGGAAAAGUGCCUACAUGGUGGUGAUGCUAAACUAACAAGGCAAAUAAGACAAAUUAUCAUACCAGUUUACUACUUCACCAGUUAACAUUUUAUAUUGUGAUGUUUGGAAAAAAAAAAAAAGUUUAUACCUCAAAUGUGUAUUUUAUUUUACAGUCAGCUGUGGGAUUGGGCUGGGACAAUGGGAGGGCUUGGGAGGGCAGUUCAUUCACUCAUAGGGGUGAAGGGAAUCUUCAGGAUAAGUCUCUGCACCCACUGUGUAUCUGUUUGCCAUGUCUGGUAACAUCGUG